Molecule: messenger RNA, 1603 nt
Organism: Drosophila albomicans
Lineage: Eukaryota; Metazoa; Arthropoda; Insecta; Diptera; Drosophilidae
Gene: G6P
Product: glucose-6-phosphatase catalytic subunit 1
Exons: 5
Coding region: 1-1050 (349 amino acids)
Biological process (GO): glucose 6-phosphate metabolic process; gluconeogenesis
Cellular component (GO): membrane
Molecular function (GO): glucose-6-phosphatase activity
Source: RefSeq, a predicted model, not a curated record
AUGGAUUUGGAGGUGUUUCGCCUGGCGGCAGAUUCAUAUCACCAUUUGCUCAACGCGGAGUUGCAUAUUAACGAAUGGGUGCAGGAACACUUAAGCUUGGCAGAGCCGCUUUUCCGGUUCAUCAGUGUUUAUCUGGAGCCUGGAACGCUGUUCAAUGUGCUGAUUCCUUUGAUGGGAAUCCUCAGUCAAGGUUUGCUCACGCAGUUGCUCUACAUGAUUACCGUGGUCAGCACUGUGAGUUCUCUAGAGAAAUGGAUAUAUCCGGAAUUGCGCCCGCUUUGGUGGCUACGCGAACUCUACGCAAAUGGGAAUAGAAAUGCCAUCAGAUCAGGCAUCGCUCUUCAAAGUCACGAUCUGAGCUGCGAGACAAGUGGGGGUCUGCCGUGUGCUCACUCCAUGUCCUUAAUGGCAUUCCUCGUCAUACUCAGCUCACACCUGUCGCUCUCGAGCGGCUGUCGAAAUCGCAAAGUCCUUCUGUAUAGCAUCGUUGGCUGCUGCAUGAUAAGCGUGUGGCUGAGUCGCCUUUAUUUGGCCACCGAGUUCCUGCAUCAGUGUUUGCUGGGCAGUUACAUUGCCAUCAGCACCUUGAGCAACAUCGAUAGGCAUUCGGAUUACUUGAGAAGCCGUCGACGAAUCCAUCUUGUUGCCAUAGUUCUUCUACUUGGCAGCCUAGCAACGGCGGUGUAUUUUAUAAAGCUGCGUCUCGGCUUCGAUCCUCAUUGGUCUGUGCGGCAGGCUUUCAAGUGGUGUCCAGAACCCACUUAUAUGCGGCAUGAAGGAAGUCCCAUUUUUCUGCUGACACGAGAUCUGGGCAAUUUGAUGGGCGUGGCUUUAUCAGUGCCUCUGGAAUUAAAACCAAGAAAAUCAUCUUUAUCUCGACGCUUUGGGGGCAUUCUCAUUGUGGAGAUUUUCAACCAUAUUCUCCGUCUUUAUACUCCCAAACAACAUGGACGCUUUGCCUUUUUGGCAUUUGAAUUUAGUCGUAAUGCACUUCACUCCCUGACAUUAAUCAAAAUCUUGCCAAAGUUGAUUAAGGAAAAAGUUGCGUAGGUCUAUAGGCAAUAGCUCAAUUUUCCAUUUAUAUAAGGUCUAAUCUAAGUUGUAAGAUAGUAUAAGUUUUGAAAAAUAAAGUCAUUAAAUCUAAGCAAUUAAUUCCUUAUUGAAGUAAAUUGACAACAUAAGAAUUUACGACACAGUUAUGGAUACAGUCAACCACACUAGACUGUAGCUUUCCAAAAGAAUAAACAUUUUUAUUCUUUCAUUAAAACCCAAACACUUCUUAAUUGAAUCAAUAUCUUACUAAAUUAAUUUAUUUCAAACUCAAAAUUUAUUUAGAAAUUAUAUUUUAUUUUAGCAUUUUGUUAUUUCUCUUUUCAAUAAUUUAUGACACUACUUAGAGGCGAGGAAACAUUACAUAAAACAAAACUAAGCUAGAGUGCACGUAUAAUUAAAUGUUUAAUUAACUAAUUAAUGUGUGGAUAACGCAAUUAUUGGCUAGCUACUUAUGUGAAUUAGAGUAUCCAUGGUUCGAGUGCGAAUGCGAGUGUGAUUGCGAGUGCUUAAGUACAUUCACUUUAGCUUUAACUAAAUAAGCUAAUGGCAA